Sorex araneus (European shrew) is the source of this 4323-nucleotide messenger RNA. RefSeq names its product integrin subunit beta like 1 (gene ITGBL1). Gene Ontology annotation, biological process: cell adhesion mediated by integrin; cell-matrix adhesion; integrin-mediated signaling pathway. Gene Ontology annotation, cellular component: cell surface; focal adhesion; integrin complex. Lineage: Eukaryota; Metazoa; Chordata; Mammalia; Eulipotyphla; Soricidae. The transcript has 11 exons. The record is from RefSeq and is a predicted model, not a curated record. Gene Ontology annotation, molecular function: integrin binding. The coding region runs from base 135 to 1625 and encodes 496 amino acids.
CCGGGCAGAGCCCGCGACCUGCCCGCCCGCCCGGGUGUCCGUGGGUCCGUCUGCGGGGCCAUCUGCGGGUGGGGCGCCCGGGGCCCCCUGCGGAACUGCGUGCGGAGCGCCAGGACCCCCGGCCCGAGCUCAGCAUGCGGCCCGCCGGCCUCGGGAGCGUGUGGCUGCUGGCGUGCUCGCUGCUCCUCGCCCCGCUGGCCGCCGUGCCGCCCGGCUUCUCGCCCUCGCUGAGAAACGGGCCCGGUGGUGGUGGCGCAUGCAGACUGUCGCGGGCCGAGUCGGAGCGCCGCUGCAGGGCGCCGGGGCAGCCGCCAGGGGGCGCGCUGUGCCACGGCCGGGGCCACUGCGACUGCGGGGUCUGCAUCUGCCACGUGAGCGAGCCGGGCAUGUACUUCGGGCCCCUGUGCGAGUGUCACGAGUGGGUGUGUGAGACCUACAACGGAAGCACCUGUGCAGGCCAUGGGAAGUGUGAUUGUGGCAAGUGCAAAUGUGACGCAGGUUGGUCUGGGAACGUUUGCCAGUACCCAACUCACUGUGACCUGACAAAGAAAAAAAGUAACCAAAUGUGCAAGAAUUCUCAAGAUAUCAUCUGCUCCAAUGCAGGUACAUGUCACUGUGGCAGGUGUAAGUGUGAUAAUUCUGAUGGAAAUGGACUCAUUUAUGGUAAAUUUUGUGAGUGUGAUGAUAGAGAAUGCAUUGAUGAUGAAACAGAAGAAAUAUGUGGAGGCCAUGGAAAGUGUUACUGUGGAAACUGUUACUGCGAGGCUGGUUGGCAUGGAGAUAAAUGUGAAUUCCAGUGCGCGAUCACCCCCUGGGAGAGCAAGCGUGGAUGCUCAGCCCCGGAUGGCAGAAUCUGCAGCAACAGAGGAACUUGUGUGUGUGGUGAAUGUUCCUGCCAUGACGUGGACCCCACAGGAGACUGGGGAGACAUCCACGGGAACACCUGUGAGUGUGAUGAGAGGGAUUGCAGAGCUGUCUAUGACAGAUACUCGGAUGAUUUCUGUUCCGGUCACGGACAGUGUAACUGUGGAAGAUGUGACUGCAAAGUUGGCUGGUACGGGAAAAAGUGUGAACACCCACGUUCCUGCCCGCUGUCUGAGGAAGAGAGCAUCCGAAAGUGCCAAGGAAGCUCUGAGCUGCCCUGUUCUGGAAGGGGUAAGUGCGAAUGUGGCAGCUGCACUUGCUACCCACCGGGAGAUCGCAAGGUGUACGGCAAGACCUGUGAGUGCGACGAUCGGCGCUGUGAGGACCUGGAGGGGGUGGUGUGUGGAGGUCACGGCACUUGCUCCUGCGGCCUCUGUGUUUGUGAGAAAGGCUGGUUUGGGAAGCUCUGUCAACACCCGCGCAAGUGUAACCUGACAGAGGAACAGAGCAGGAGUUUGUGUGAAUCAGCCGAUGGCACGCUGUGCUCGGGGAAGGGCUCCUGUCACUGUGGAAAGUGCAUUUGUUCUGCUGAGGAGUGGUAUGUUUCUGGAGAAUUCUGCGACUGUGAUGACAGAGACUGUGACCAGCACGACGGUCUUAUCUGUACAGGGAAUGGACUCUGUAGCUGUGGAAACUGUGAAUGCUGGGAUGGAUGGACAGGAAACGCAUGUGAGAUCUGGCUUGGCACAGAAUACCCAUAACAACCACUCGAGAGAGGACUGGAUCGUUAUUUAUCUAGUCCCUUAGAAUAUUAAGUGUGAAGGAAACUAUGUAUAAUCCCCACUAGAACAGGUCAAACAGACGAUUGCAUAUUUUUCUAUUUCUGAAAGCCUGGGUGAUACGUGGAUACUGACUAAAGAUGAGUUAAGUGGACUCCGAAGUAAACAACACCUGAAGUUCUCUUCCAUAACUGGCAUCGGUAGCUCUCAACAAGGGCACUGUUACCACCCAGAGAAUGUCUGGUUAUGUCUACAGACAACUCGAUUGUCAUAUGGGUGGAGUGGGGGGACGUGCUGGGGCAUCUAAUAUGGAGAAGCCAAGGAUGCUACAAAACAUCCCACCGUGCACUGGACAGCACCCCCAUAUAAAGGAAUAUCUGAUUCCUAAGGUCAAAAGUGCCAAAAUUGAGACUUGCUGACAUUUGUGGUGACAAGGAUGGUGCAUUCCUGUGUGACAGAGACCUUAUCAGAAGCUUAGGACAGUGGUCUCUUCACCUCAGUCCCUCGUAGUGGGGCAGGAUCCCAUAUGACUCGGCAUUUUCAUAUGGGGACAACAACAAAAACAAUCACACAAGAGAUUGGGUGCCAGAGGCAAGAUCACCAGGUGCUUUUGAAAAAUAAAGACUGGUCCAUAGUAGUCGCUGAGCCACGUGCCUACUCUAAUUUUAAACUCACCAAAGAAGGUUUUCUUUACAUAGAGAAAUCAUGAAAAAUGUACAAUUAAGCAUUAUAAAUAAAUAGUGACAUACAUUACUUAUACUCUGUGUCAAUAUAUAUUUGUUAACUGAUUAUUCCCAAAUAAUGAUUAUUAUUCAGGGGUAUUUAUAUUUUGUUAAUAGAUUUUUUAACAACUGGGUAGGGGCUGCAUGUAACAGAAAUCUGAUUUUUGUUAUUUAACUUAUUUUAUAGUAGUUUGCCUUUUAAAAAAAGACAAUAUUUUUUUAUGAAGGGUCUGAGAUGUGCACUCAUUUUGUUUUCUGAAGGACACAUUGCUUACGAGGCAAGCAGGGUGGUGGAAAGAACUUAAGAAAAACAAGAUACAGUGUACAAAUUUCAAAAUUUCAGAGGACAUAAACCAAAAUAUAAAAAUGGUUUAAAUAGAAAUUACAAAUAUUCACUCAUUGAUAGGAAUAAAAUGUUUAUUUUCUUAGUGGUGGCAUUUUAUUGUAUAUGAAAUUCACAUUGAAUUAUGAAAAUGUACAAUAAUUUGGCCUUCCCUUACAUAUUUACAGUUAAAUCUACUUAUACAUAUUAGCUUAGGCAACCUUUAAUUCUUUAGAGCUAAAAAAUACCCCACUUUUUCCUAAAUGUGAAUUAUAUAUUGUAAAAUUCUAGAAUAAUAUAACAAAAUAAUUUCCUUAUCAUUUAAGAUGAAAAUUUUUCCUUGGAAAUUUUACUUUAUGGUGUAAAUAUUCUCAAGUCAUGGCUUGGACUUUAUAAGCCAAAUUGCCCAAAAUAAGGAAAAUAUGCACCUGUGGAGUUACUUUAAAAUUUAGUAUUGAAAAUUAUUUAAGAGAAAAUUUCACUGAUGCUGAUUUGGACAUACUAGCCAUGUUCACAUACUUGAAUAUAUUUAUAAAAUGUUUCCCUUUAUCCUGAGAUUAUGAAGUGCAACCAUGCUAGUUGUAUCUCGAUUCCUAAGUAUGUCAAUUGAUAUACAGAUUUUGUAAGAUGAGAGGAAAUAGAAGCAGUCAAUAUAAUCUAAAUUUUAUUCUUCUCUCUUUUCUAAGCACAUUAAUCCUCAAAAUUGCCUAUUGUAAUAGUUCAGAGACCCCUGUGAUGAUUUCUAGGAUGAUGAACAAACAUUCAUGACAUUAUAGUAAUCACCAUACCAACGGCAUUUUGUUUUCCUAUCAUUGAACUCUGCUUUGUAGAGAGGACCACCAUAUGUCAAAUGUUUUUGGUUUGGGGGCCACAUACAUCUCUUGGUUUGUGUUUCAUACUUUAAGGGGGAAAAGUGAACUCAAUCUCAGCUCUGAGAUCACAGAGAAGCAGGUGACCAGCUGGAUUGGACUCCCAGAUGGAAAAUAUUGGCCAACUGGUUAGAACUGCCUUUUCCUAAGUAAUAUCACAGGGCCACAAGGUGCCUUAUAUCUCUUCUGGUUUUCCAUAACUGUUUCCCUUCUUCAUUAACAACAAGGAUAACAAAAGCAUUGUUCUGUCUAUGCUCUGUAUAAGAAAAAGGUCCUCAGCAUUUAUGUUUUUCAAGAAAAGGAAUAGAUGUGGAGAGGGAAUUAUACUAUAAAGAGCAAACUUUAGUUUGUGCAAAUUUUACAUUUUGCCAAAUCCCUUGGCCAAACUGGAAGCACUUAUUCAGCAUACCUAUUUUGUGUGGUUCAUUGAACUACAAAUCAUUGAACCACACUGAAUUUUAGCAUGAGUUUCAUGAGACCAAAACUCGAAUGAAGAGUCUCCUUUUAAAAGAAAUAUUUCUUUUCACUCCUUUUGUAUGCAAGAGUCAGUGGAUUAAGAAGUGGUUUAAUUUACUGGGUACUGGGUAAAUCUGAAAAUUAAAAACAAAAAGUUGCUUAAAGACAAAUUCUACCUUUAUUCUUAAAUGUGUUUUUUGUACCUUGCUUUUGAAAUGUUACAACAGAGAAACUUCCUCAGGAAAGGUGCAAGUGCGUUUGACACUACCCUGUUGACCUAGCCCACAGGAAUUUUCCCAUAAGAGUUUUUC